AGGAUCAAUCACAGACUGCCGUGCUUGCAGAAGGACCUUCCUAUUCAAAAGGUAUCUCUAGGUACAUUGAACUUGUCAUUUGAACUACAGUUAAAUUUCUUGAUGGAAACCCUUGGUUCAUUUCACUUCUAAGACAUUGAAUUACAGAAUGAAUCAGUGCAGAUGUCCUUCAGCUAUAUAUAGUUUUAAUUAGAAGAUGGAUUUUGUGCAGCAUACAUCAGGAAUACUGCUCUGGAAACCAUUCCUAAAUGAACCACGCUUCCCGGCGCCCGGUUCUGCUGGGCGGCGAUACCUCCUCUGAGGCCGCUCGGAGUCGGCUCCGCUCCUGCCAGCAGAGGCGGAACACCGGCCAGUGGCGAAGUCCCGGGAAGAGAGGACGGGCUCCCCGCCGCGAGGAACAGGAGUGGAGCCGAAGCUGCUGCUGCCGCCUCCUGCUCCUCCUCGCCAUGCCCCGCGCUUUAGCCGCCUGCCUUUUCCUGCUCCCGCUCUGCGCCCGGGCUUUAGCUCUAAACGUUGCUGCAGAAGAUGUAAAGGACAGGACUGAGCAGCUGUCACAGACAACAGAAAGAAGUGGAAACUCGACUAAAAUAAGCAAGGAACUAAAAGAAAUAGUAUUUGUCAUCCAGAGUCAAAGGAAUUCUUUUCAUUUGAAGAAAGCAGAUGACCUAAAACAAAGUAUUUUCAAACAAGCUGCAGUUCUUGGAAAGGAGAUGCCCACAGUUCUGCUUAUUCAUCAGAUGGACAAGCAUGAAGGUGCAUGGACCAUUCUACCCUUAAUGCACGAUUUUUCUGUUACAUACAGCAGAAAUUCUUCGUGGUUUUUCUUCUGUGAAGAAGAUACAAGAAUACAUCUUGUAAAGCUACUGAAAAUACUUGAAGGAUAUGACAAGUCUAAGGAAUAUUUUUUAGGAAAAGCUUUACAUGACGAUGAAUCUACAAUUAUUCACCAUUAUGCAUUUGCAGAAAACCCUACAAUUUUUAAAUUUCCAGAUUUUGCUGCUGGCUGGGCACUUAGUAUUCCACUUGUCAAGAAGCUUGCAAAGAGGCUGAAGAAUGAACCUUUGAAGUCAGAUUUUACAAUAGAUUUAAAAUACGAGAUUGCGCUUUAUAUCUGGGAGAAAGGCAGUGGACCACAUCUCACCCCAGUGCCUGAGUUUUGUACAGAAGACUUUGACUCUCCGAAUGCUGCUCACUGUGCCACUACAUUUGCUAAUUUCCUCCCACUUUGUGGAGAUCCUGUGAAGAAAACAGAUAUCUUUGUUGCUGUAAAAACAUGCAGGAAAUUCCAUGGAGACAGAAUACCUAUUGUAAAGCAGACCUGGGAAAAAGAGGCUGUUCUUAUUGAAUACUACAGUGAUUAUGCAGAAAGUUCAAUACCCACUGUUGAUUUAGGAGUGCCAAAUACUGAUAGAGGUCAUUGUGGGAAGACCUUUGCCAUUUUGGAAAGGUUUCUAAAGCACAGCACUGCUGCAACACCUUGGUUAGUCAUUGUGGAUGAUGACACUUUAAUAAGCAUUUCUAGGCUCCAGAAAUUUCUCAGCUGCUACAACCCAACUGAGCCAGUGAUUAUUGGAGAACGCUAUGGCUAUGGAUUGGGGUCAGGAGGCUAUAGUUAUAUCACUGGUGGAGGAGGGAUGGUUUUCAGUAGAGCAGCAAUCCAAAGAUUAUUUGCUAGUAAAUGCCGGUGUUACAGCAAUGAUGCCCCUGAUGAUAUGGUGAUUGGAAUGUGUUUCAGUGGCUUAGGAAUUCCAAUAACACACAGCCCUCUCUUCCAUCAGGCUCGCCCAAUGGAUUACCCAAAGGACUAUCUUUCCCAUCAAGUUCCAAUAUCAUUUCACAAACACUGGAACGUCGAUCCGGUGAAAGUGUACUUCACAUGGUUGGCACCAGAACAGAAAGACUUUCAAGAUGGACGUAAACACGUCAGGGAGGACUUAUAAUCUUUAAUAUAUAUAUAUUAUAUAAUAUAUAAAUAUUGCUGUAGGUUUAAUAUUAGAGCACCGCCUGAAUUUUGUUGUUGUAUUUAUAAUGAUUUGUUGCCCACAUUGUUCUGAACACUUAGGGCAUGAUCCGGUCCUGCUUUUGGCACACCCUCCUGUUUUCUCCCUCUGGUGUACUAGUGACAUGCAUCACAUAACUAGGGAAGGCUGGGCAUGAGCGUGGGGAGGGCGCACAGACCCCUCUUCCCUUGCAGUGCUUCAGCAUUCCUUUGUGUAUGUACCAAUGGUGAGAGAGGGAAAACAGAUAUAUAUUGAGCCCUAUGGGACUCCUCCACACACAGGCACACACUAAUACUGCGUCCUUCCUUAAAUAUCCCCCUCCAGAAUGAAUUAAAAUACAUAUCACACACUCACAUAUUCAUACAUAAACUCAGUAAAUCUACACACACAUAUAUGUUUGUUGGGCUACAGGUCUUUUACUGUUAAAUAACAUUUACUUUUCGAAUUUUGUAAACAUCCAUAAUAUGUCAAAUACUAAGUUUUUUAAAAAAUAUUUUUUAAAAAUUUCAAUGAUCAGCCCCCUGUCCUCCUUGGUUCUGUCUCCCCACCCUGGUCGUUAGUAGCAUAUUAGGGGCCUCAUGAUAAAGCAUGUUGAACUCCUUUGAGGGCUUAUCCACACUUAACCUUUCCCCCUAUUCUCUCCAGGCAUAGGUCCGGGCUUUACAGCUCUCUCUCUCUCU
Molecule: messenger RNA, 2680 nt
Organism: Podarcis raffonei (Aeolian wall lizard)
Lineage: Eukaryota; Metazoa; Chordata; Lepidosauria; Squamata; Lacertidae
Gene: B3GLCT
Product: beta 3-glucosyltransferase
Exons: 18
Coding region: 249-1940 (563 amino acids)
Cellular component (GO): membrane
Molecular function (GO): acetylglucosaminyltransferase activity
Source: RefSeq, a predicted model, not a curated record